GCCUUCUCUCAAGAUUCUGCUAUAAACAAAGUAGACAUAGUCAGUUUAAUUGAGAGCAAUUAUAUCAUUAUUCUCUUUUUCUUUAUCUCAAGAAUUGUUCAAUGGAAAUACUUGUCAAUGUUGUAGGUGGUUUUGUUGUUGAGGUGGGAAAGUUUGUAUCGAAAUGCAUAUAUCCUAAGAUUGAAAAUGUUGUCCGUUUCUCAUCAAAAGUCGAAAAUUUAAGGGAGGAAAUGGAAAAGAUAACAAAGUUUAGAGAUGAUAUCAAAGGAAAGGUGGAAGGAGCUGAGGGAGAAGGCUAUAAACCAAAACUAGAUGUUGUCAAGUGGAUCGAAGAUGUUCACGAGCUACAGUAUGAAUGGGAAACUAUGCAAGAAAGCAUUGAAAACGCGAAGAAGCUUGCCUAUAAAUGUUGUCCAAAAAGCAGCCUUCGCUCACAAGUCUCUAAUCAAGCACGGAACAUUAGAGAUAAACUUUGUAGGCUUAUAGAGACUGGAGAAAAGUUUGGAUCCAAUUUGGUGGUAGAAAAUUUCAGGAUGAAAAAAGUUGAGUUCAUUCCGGGACCAUCAAUAGAAGGCCAGUCGAUAGCAAGAAGGAAUCUCAACAAAAUUCUACGACUAUUAGAAGAUGAUAAGGUAUGCAUCAUCGGCGUGUGGGGUACAGGAGGAGUUGGGAAAACAACAUUGGUGAAGAAUCUGAACAAUGAGCUUCUAAAGAUUAAGGUUUCAAAUUCGAAACUUUCUUUUGGUGUUGUGAUAUGGGUUACAGUGCCGAAACCACCAAUAGAUAUAAGAAAGGUUCAAGAACAAAUUGCGAGAAGAUUAAACCUAAAGGUGGAUAACGAGGGAAAUUUAAUAACCAUUGCUUGCGAAAUCUAUGAAAGGCUCAAGCAAGAAAAAUGUUUCCUUCUCAUACUGGAUGAUGUUUGGGAAGCUAUAGAUUUGGAUGAUGUAGGUGUGCCUCAACCUGAAGAUCCCUCGAGAAGCAAGAUAAUUGUUACCUCUCGUUUUUUGGAUGUUUGUAGGCAAAUGAAUACGAGAGCAGACACCGAAGUGAAUGUUUCCACAUUGGAGGAGGAUGAGUCUUGGCGACUGUUUGUUAAAAAUGCGGGAGAUGUUGCCAAUCUGGAGGGCAUUCAGCCACUGGCAAAGGAAAUCGCAAGAGAGUGUGGCGGUUUACCUUUGGCAAUCACUGUUAUUGGAACAUCUAUGAGAGGCAAGACAAGGGUCGAGCUCUGGAAAGAUGCUUUGAAAUCACUUAGAAUGUCCGAGCCUCAUAACAAAGACGUAGAAAAAAAGGUCUACAUGGUCAUCAAAUCAAGUUUUGAUUCUUUAGAAUCUCAGGAUAUUGAAUUAUCCUCAGGGCAAAGAAGCAAACAUGGAAACAAAAAGAGAGGUGACAUUAAAAGUUGUUUCUUGUAUUGCUCGUUAUAUCCACUGGAUAUUCCAACGGAUGAUCUCAUAAAUUGCUGGUUGGCAGAGGGGUUCCUCGGUGAACAUGACACAUAUGAAGAAGCCUACAACAGGGGAAUCACAACAAUCAGGAGUCUUGUGGAUGCCUGCUUGCUAGAAACACAUGAGAUGGAUUUUGUGAAGAUGCACGAUGUGGUUCGUGAUGUUGCUAAAUGGAUAGCUAAUACCUUUGGGGAUGAUUACACUUGUGUUUUUCAAGCUGGAAUUGGGUUGACUGAGAUAUCACAUAUUAAAGUAUCAGCUUCUGUCAACAGAAUAUCUUUCGUAAGCAACAAAAUUCAAUGUCUACCUGAUUGCUUCACGGAAUGCCCAGAGGCAACGUCUUUGCUUUUGCAAGACAAUGAACCCCUUGUGAAAAUUCCCAAUGAAUUCUUCUGGUCAUUUCCAGCUCUAAGAGUUGUGAAUCUGAGUGCAACUGGUAUUAGAGCACUGCCUUGUUCCAUCAAUAGUCUACGUCAACUACGUGCUCUAAUACUACAGAAUUGCAAAGGGCUGAAAGAGUUACCACCUAUUGGUAAUCUUUGCAAUUUGCAAUUGCUUGAUUGUGACAAUACAAGGUUACGUUGUCUUCCGCAAGGAAUGGACAAGUUGACGAAUCUGAGGUUAUUAAAUAUGCCUGAAUCGGAUUUGGAGAGUAGCAUCAGCCAAGGAUUUUUCCUCAAAUUGUCUAGCGUUGAAAUAAUAAAUAUGACGGGUAGCUGUCUUGGAUCAACUUCUUUUGAUGAGAUAUCGUCUCUACACAAUCUGACAUCUCUUUAUAUCAGAUCGGAUAGCUCAUCAAUUUUCAAUAGAGACCACACCUGGAUGACUAGAUUGAAACGGUUUCGUAUUGAAGUUGGGAAAACUUCAAUGUACGUACCAUUCAAUAAGUCGAGAAGGGAAAUAAUCGUCUCCAAGUGUGAAAUUUUCAGUAGCAGAGUGGUUUCAGGCAUGUUCCAGUUUGCUUCACAUUUGUACUUUGAAGAAUUCAUUGGUUUCAGGAAGUUGUUUGCGUACAACAGUUUUGACGGAUUAAAAUCACUACAUGUUGAGAGUUGUUCUUGUGAUAUCGGAUCAGCGGAAGACCCUUUGCCAAAUCUGGAACAUCUCAGCCUUGUUUAUGUAGAUAAUUUGAAGAGUGUUUCUGAUUUCGGUCAUCUAAGAUUUUCUAAAUUACGCCGACUGGACAUUAACAUUUGUGACAGUUUAACAUGUCUGUUCAAUGUUAGUGUAGGUUUCUCUGUACCUUUGGAAGAAAUUACAAUUAGCUAUUGUGAAGAGCUUGUAGAGUUGUUUGAUCGAUGCAGCGCAAGUCAAAUUCCAAGAGUCCGGAAGUUAGUGUUGAGAUACUUACCAAAAUUAGGAACGUUGGGGGAGCCGUGGGAACACCUGGAGGAGCUUAAAGUGAUAUCUUGCAAUGAAAUAAGGAAGUUGCCUCUCUCUAUUCAAACCUCCAACAACAUCAAAGUGAUAAGAGGAACACCAGAAUGGUGGAGCCAUUUGGAGUGGGACGACGAAAAAUUCAAGUCAAAUGUAGACCAUUGUUUCACAGAAUCCUACUGGUAGAAGGAUCAAAGUUGACGUUACUUCCCCCGCAUUUCAGGAAUCAGGGGACUAAAGAAUGCAGAGAAAGGAAAUUCUUGCACCUGAGAGACACAGAGUUUGAGCUGAAGUUGACCGGUCGAGUUUGUUGUGAUGUAUUUCCUAUCAGAUGUCUUGAGUUUUUUCUGUCAAUAACACUCUUUAGUGUUCCUUGUUUGUACUAUUUGGGCUUUCUGGUUCUGAUGUUUUGAUUGCUUGACUUAACAAUGAAUAAUUUCUUGUUUCA
Solanum lycopersicum (tomato) is the source of this 3276-nucleotide messenger RNA. Its product is annotated as disease resistance protein At4g27190-like. Gene Ontology annotation, molecular function: ADP binding. The record is from RefSeq and is a predicted model, not a curated record. NCBI's taxonomy places the organism in Eukaryota, Viridiplantae, Streptophyta, Magnoliopsida, Solanales, Solanaceae.